CUACGCCAUUUUUUAUUUUGUUCGGCUGGAGUAUUUAGUAUCGGAUUAUACGUAUAUGAUGCCGAUGUAUCGCUGAGGAUAUUGUUGUUUAUUUUCGACCAUUGAAGAUAAUUGCCGGCUUAUUACUUUCUGUAUCAAUUAGUGAUUAAAAUGACAAAAGACGAAAAUUUGGAGAAAAAGUCAGUGGAGCACAAUGACAGCGAUAACAAAGCAGUAUCCGACUCGGGGCCCGAUCCCUCGGCUCCCAUUACAAGAAAAGGGGUAUUGACGUCUUUUCUAACUGGCAAGCCAAUGGAAAUUCCCGAACAAGACAUUCUUGGUAAAUGUAGAUUUGUUUCCGAGUUUGAGAAAUUGAAUCGUAUCGGAGAGGGUACUUACGGAAUUGUAUAUCGGGCUAGAGAUACGAAGAAUGAUAAGGUCGUUGCCUUGAAGAAAGUGAGAAUGGAGCACGAGAAGGAUGGAUUGCCAGUGAGUGGUCUCAGGGAGAUAUCAGUUUUACUAUCGUGCCGACACGAGAACAUCGUGCAUCUGAGAGAAGUGGUGGUCGGCAGGAGCCUGGAGAGCAUAUUCCUUGCAAUGGAAUAUUGCGAACAGGAUCUGGCAAGCCUGUUGGACAAUAUGCAAGCACCGUUCUCGGAGAGUCAAGUCAAGUGUAUAGUGCUGCAAGUAUUGAAGGGCCUGCGCUACCUGCAUCAUAACUUUAUCGUCCAUAGGGACUUGAAGGUCUCUAAUCUUCUCAUGACUGAUAAAGGUUGCGUAAAGAUUGCCGAUUUUGGAUUGGCGAGAUGGUUCGGCCUGCCGUUGAGACCAAUGACUCCGAGAGUGGUGACGUUAUGGUACAGAGCACCGGAAUUACUUUUGCAGGCUAAAACGCAAACCACUUCGAUCGAUAUGUGGGCAGCAGGAUGCAUAUUAGGAGAAUUGUUGGGACACAGACCUCUGUUACCUGGAAGAUCGGAGAUUGCACAGUUGGAAUUGAUUGUCGACCUACUGGGCACUCCCAGCGAAGCUAUUUGGCCAGAAUUCAAUUCCUUACCAGCGUUACAAAAUUUUACGCUUAAACAGCAACCGUACAACAAUUUGAAACAAAGAUUCCCUUGGUUGAGCGCCGCUGGUCUCAGACUGCUGAACUUUUUAUUCAUGUACGAUCCCAAGAAAAGGGCAACCGCUGAAGAAUGUUUGCAGAGCAGUUACUUUAAAGAAGCCCCGCUACCGUGCGAUCCGAAGCUCAUGCCCACUUUUCCGCAGCAUAGAAACAUGAAGAAGACAGCUUCGCAGAAGGAAAGUCGCGAGCAAGAGCCAACCGUUACCGAUCAGACCAACAAUCUGCCGGCGAUUUCAGAUCUCCUUGGAUCACUGGUUAAAAAGAGACGCGUGGAAUAAGGAGAAGCUUGCAAUUUCAAGAAAGAAUUGAUCCUCACACUGAAAUAUUCCGUUUCACGAUAAUGAUAUGUGUAUAUUUAUUGUCAAAACACUGAAUACACUUUUAAUGAUAUAAAACGAUUUUAAUGA
This is a messenger RNA of Ooceraea biroi (clonal raider ant), 1512 nucleotides long. RefSeq names its product cyclin-dependent kinase 10 (gene Cdc10). NCBI's taxonomy places the organism in Eukaryota, Metazoa, Arthropoda, Insecta, Hymenoptera, Formicidae. Gene Ontology annotation, cellular component: nucleus. Gene Ontology annotation, molecular function: cyclin-dependent protein serine/threonine kinase activity; ATP binding. Gene Ontology annotation, biological process: protein phosphorylation; regulation of mitotic cell cycle. The record is from RefSeq and is a predicted model, not a curated record.